AUGCGCUUCUCCACUUCUCUCGCUCUUACGCUUCCCGUGCUUGCCGCCGCCGAGCAGCAGGUGCCUCUCGCUGAUAAAGUGAGAGGAUGGAUCAACAAGGCCACGAACUACGUCUCGGCCGCCGCACCCUCUGUCACAGGGAAUCCCAUCAAGGCCGCCGCUGGCAAAGCCGCUAAUGCCGCCGUACACGAUUUGACGCUCGAGAACUGGAGAUCCAUUGUCAAGCCCAGCCCUGCCGCUGCCCAUCAGGGCCCAGAAGAAUGGAUGAUUUUCCUCGACGGCGGGAACAAGACGUGCUACGGCUUGUGUGCUAACGCGUCGGCGGCGUGGAAUGUGGCUGCUCCCAUCCUGGCCGCUUCCCCAAACCCACCCAAACUCGCCAGAAUCGAUUGCGAUGGCCAGCAAAUCCUCUGCAACACCUGGGCCGCAGGUCCUCCCUCAGUCUACCACAUGCUUCUCCCCGCUCCGCUCCCCGACCAGUCCAAGCCCGCAACCACCAUCCACUGGAUCGGACUCAAUCGCUCCAGCAGCGUCACUCACACCGCCAAGGUCAUUACGGAGAUCCACACCAAGGAGACCUACAAGCAGAAGCCCGUAUACGAGGGUUACUUUCAUCCGUUCGAUGGCAUUGUGCAGAAGCUUGGCCUUGACUUGCCCUUGGCGUACGUGUUCUGGGGCUUCAGCCUGAUGCCGAGCUGGCUGCCCAUGAUUGCCAUCUCGCUGUUCUCUAGGGUCUUCAUGUGA
Molecule: messenger RNA, 744 nt
Organism: Coniosporium apollinis CBS 100218
Lineage: Eukaryota; Fungi; Ascomycota; Dothideomycetes
Exons: 2
Coding region: 1-744 (247 amino acids)
Source: RefSeq, a predicted model, not a curated record